This is a messenger RNA of Nematostella vectensis (starlet sea anemone), 2758 nucleotides long. RefSeq lists its product as uncharacterized. The record is from RefSeq and is a predicted model, not a curated record. The transcript is spliced from 5 exons. Bases 281 to 886 code for a protein of 201 amino acids. Gene Ontology annotation, biological process: regulation of apoptotic process. Lineage: Eukaryota; Metazoa; Cnidaria; Anthozoa; Actiniaria; Edwardsiidae.
CCACAGCCUACCCAAUGACUGACAGAGCAGAACAGGAAGUUCGAAGAUCUGCUGCCAUUGCUGCUGGUGAGAAAAUGUGGAGUGACUCAAAGUGAUUGUUCCUCCACAUUGAGCGGAACUUGCACGCAAAUUUAGAUUCUUCUGCAAAAGCACAGUUGAGUCAGAGUUGCGUUGUUGUGUUAUCAUCCGUGUGUGAUAUUCCUCACGACAUUUUCAGUUGGCAGUGGUAAGGGAUUGGCGAAAAUAAAGGGGAAUUGAAUUCCAGAUAUUGGGAACUUAUAUGAAAGAAAGACAAGAUAUGGAAGACCAUGACAGAGAGGUCAUUCGUAGAUGCUAUGUUCGGCUAGAGAAAAACCUUGAGGCUGGACCACAUCUCAGUCAGCUCUUCCAAGAUGAUGUCCUCAGUGAAGAGGAUAUGGAGAAGAUAAAUGCAAAACCAUCAACCAAAAAGCAAGCUGCCAAACUACUGAAGAUAUUAUGCAGACGGAAAUAUGGAUUACGCAUGUUAAUUAAAGCUCUUCUCCUGGCAAAGAUCCAGGACUUUCUGGCAUUUGAGCUGUUAGAAAGAGUUGCUUGGAAUGAUGAAGAAAUAAAAAACUUCCGCGAAGAAGUUGAUGGGAAUUUAGACCGAUGCCAAAUCAUUGAGAUUCAAAAGGCAGCACUGCAGAAGCAGUACAAUGAAUUGGAACAAAAGUACAACCAACUAGAAGCAGACUAUCACCAGACUGUCAAAGAACUCAAUCACAAAGUUAUUGAUCUGCAGCAACAAAUUGAUGAUUACCAUCAGAGUGAUGCAGAACCUAACAGAAAUGAAAUCCAAAGAUCAAAUAGCAUUAUGUCAUGGAUGUUUCAUAAGAAAUCCCAAAGAAAAGAGAGACGGCAUUAAUCUUAGAUUUGUAAAGCGGCAUUGUCACCAGAUUAAUUCCAGAGGGCCAAAGGAAACUUCAACCAACCAGAAAAAAAGAUUCCAUUACAAUCCACUGUAUUUAACAGGCCAUCCACUCUAAACUAUCAGUCACAUCCUCAAAGAAACUUCUAAUGACAUUAAAAAUAAUCAGAGAUUAUUACAUAAUCGACCAGAAGUAAACUAGUGACAAUGCUGCUUUAAGAUGGAAUUUUCAGGGGCAAAGACAGGGGGAUGGCCCAGAGGGUUCCCCUUCUUGCAGCCAAAAAUACAGUAAAUGUAUGAGAUAUUAUCUAAAAUACAGGAGAAAAUUCCUUGACAGGGCAUUCUGGGACCCCCCUGUUAAAAAUCCUGGCUUCUCCGCUGAUUUUAGUGGAAUUAGUAUUGUAAAUAUGUUAUCUUAAACUAUGCAUAAGCCUUUUUUUCUGGAAUUUCACUUUGUCAUAAGUUACCGUACUGUAUGCAAAGGGAAUGCUUAGAGAAAUAAGUAAAAGAAUAAGGUUUCUUUAGUUUGCCCUUCAAUAUCUGGGUACAUUUUUUUGGACACUUUUUUAGCAUUUUUUUAACCAAUUUCAGUAAUUCUUCCCUUUGCAAAUCAUCAAAUGUUGUAAAAUAUUUUGAUCUAAGAUAUUUUUAUAGCAAACAUAAUAUUUUAUAUAAUAUAGAUGUUAUACCUUUUUGCUGCAGCUGUUCUUUUUAGGAUUUUGUUCAACUUUUACAUAUUGUGGCCUAAUUAUCGCAUUUUUAAUUCAUAAGUUGUUUAGGUAUUUGAAUUUUCCCAAUCAGGGGUGAGCCAUUUGAUCUUUGUUUUUUGUUGUUGUUGUUUUGUGGGAAGGGGCUGGGGGCUAGAAGAAUCGACUAAUGCAGAAACUUGCUAAAGAUAAAAGUUGUUUGGUUAGAGGGUAAAGGUUUAUCGAUAUCCUUUAAAAAAAAAUGUCUUUUUGGUCGAUCGAGUUUGCGAGCGUGCCCUUUGCAAAUCAUGUGACUUUUUGCGUGGAAAUUCAAACCAAAAUAAACCCCUGAAAUGUCUGCGCCGGAGAAGGACGAAAAGAUAAAACCUUUCAAAGAAAAUGAUCCAUCUCUGGCAAAGAAACUUUUUGGAAAAUUCACAAACCCUAAAAAAGCAUCUUUUUGUGAAAAGCCUGAGCGCUCGUGAGUGUGCCACCCAAAAAGUCACGUGACUUCUUCGUUCAAGUCGAAUAUUUUGACACGCUAAUCUGUACAAGCAAACCUAGGCUAGAGUUUGAAGUAAAUAUGAUUCAAAUAGAUAGUUUGUCUAAAAAUAGAAUAGUGUGACUUUUGCUAGGACCAUUGUUACCGCUGUUUGUUACUUAAGGACUCUGGGAUCAUAGCCCAUUCUAGUUCAAAGGACAAUUGUCGAAUACACUCUUUUUUAUAAGAGCCUUUUUAUAAGAACGUCCAGCCUGAUAUUUUACCAAAAUUUAGGAACAUGCUAAGAACAUGCCGAGGCUCAAGAUAGUAGAAAAACGUUUCUUUUUUUAGUCCUGAUGCGUUCUAAAAUGCAGAAUCAAAUUGUGCUCAUAGUAACAACCUUAUUAUUGCUAUUGAUCAUAAGUGUAAUUCUCUUCCUAAUUCAUUGGAUAUUAUAUUCUUAUAUACACUAAAAUUUAAGAACAUCGUUAUGAACAUAUCAGCCUUAAUAUGUCCCAAAAAUAAGAACGGCCCAGCCUCAACUGAAAAAAUAGUCGUUCCUUUAAAAAAAGAGUGUAUUUGAAAAUUUUAAAUAGCUUUAUCCUUAAUAAUCUAAUCUACAGCAUCCUCUUGAAAAUAAAGUACUCACAGCGCUUUAAAAAAUAUAUAUAUAUAUAUUUAUUGAUAACCGCUGUAAAUGUG